AAGGUUUUAGGGUUCUUCGGCAGGGCAGAGCAAUGGCGAGAGCGCAAGAAGGUGAAUCGGGGCUUGACGCAGUCGUUCGCGAUGCGGCAAAUCAGAAUGAGGAAAAUGCUGGUGGCCAGGAGUCGGAGUUUGAUACGAUCGCUCGCUACAGAGGGCAGGCUCAGGAAAAUAUGGGGAAUUUCUUAGCGCAGCAUGUCGCUCGUCACGGCGAGCCGGGCAAGAACAAGGGAAUCGCGGGCAAGAGUGAGGAGCAACUCCAAGCUAAGGAUGGAUCGUCGAUCUCUGACCAGCUUGGCAAGAGCUCGGACGAAGCUCGUGAAAGAGUCUUCCAGAGCGGGGAUAGAACAUACGACGCGAUCGAGGAGGCGAAGAAGUCCGUCCAGAAGAGGUUUGAGGACGCGAGGAAAAAUGCGAGCGACAAGAAGAAGGACGCACCGGAUGAAGGAGCAGACAGCUACACCGCGAUCAACGAAGCCAAGGAGGAGCUCAAGGACAAAUACGAUGCUGCUAGAGAUCAUUUCGAUGAGAAUGCCAGUGAUGUGGAUAAAUCUCGAGAAGGACAAGAUGGAUCGAAGGAAGCCAGUGGCAUUUCGUCGGUGACCCGAUCGAUCAAAGAGGCCAUCGCUGGAAAGUAAAUCUCAAAACUUAAAUUUGAUAUUAUCUUAGUGCAAGGCUUAUCAAUUGAUUAAAAUGUAGUAGUCUUACGCUGGAAA
Selaginella moellendorffii is the source of this 713-nucleotide messenger RNA. RefSeq lists its product as uncharacterized. Lineage: Eukaryota; Viridiplantae; Streptophyta; Lycopodiopsida; Selaginellales; Selaginellaceae. The transcript has 3 exons. The coding region runs from base 33 to 635 and encodes 200 amino acids. The record is from RefSeq and is a predicted model, not a curated record.